CUGCUGCCACCCUGUGCUGGGUUGGACAUUUUCAGCUGCUGACCACAGCGAGCAGCUGUCAGCACCUGGUGGGACAGACAUGAUGGGGCUGAGGUUACACAGCUGGAGUCCCCUGGGGUCUCUCCUAUCCCUGCUCUUCUCAACCAGCAUGGCGUACAUUCCUACCAGAGAAAACUGCUGCAUAUUGGAUGAUCGAUUUGGUAGCUUCUGCCCAACAACCUGUGGCAUUGCAGAUUUCUUUAAUAAAUACCAUCUCAGUGUGGAUAAUGACCUUCAGGAAAUGGAGAGAAUUUUGCAGCAGAUUUCUAACUCCACAGUGACAACAGAACAUCUGAUUCAACACAUCCAAGGCCUCUAUCCUUCAGAGAAGCAGACAUUACCAAAUUCAAUUGAUACUCUUACUCAAAAGUCCAGGAAAAUAAUUGAAGAAAUUAUCAGAUAUGAAAACACUAUAUUGUCUCAUGAAAAUACUAUACAACAAUUGACAGAUACACAUAUACUGAACAGCAACAGGAUUGCACAGCUGAAAGAGAAGAUUACCCAGCUCGAGUUACAGUGUCAGAAGCCAUGCCAAGACAGGGCUGAAAUACAGGAGACGACUGGAAGAGAUUGUCAAGACAUUGCAAAUAAAGGUGCCAGGAAAAGUGGUCUUUACUUUAUCAAGCCUCAAAGAGCCAAGCAGUCGUUCCUAGUCUACUGUGAGAUUGACUCAUAUGGCAACGGCUGGACAGUAUUGCAGAGGAGACUGGAUGGGAGUGAGGACUUCAGUAAAAAUUGGGUUCAGUACAAGGAAGGAUUUGGACACCUGUCUCCAGAUGACACCACUGAGUUCUGGCUGGGCAAUGAGAAGAUACAUUUAAUAACUACACAGUCUACUCUACCUUACACCUUGCGAAUAGAGCUGGAGGACUGGAGUGGCAAAAAAGGCACUGCUGACUAUGCUGUAUUCAAAGUGGGAAGUGAAGAAGACAAGUAUCGACUGACCUACGCCUACUUUCUCGGUGGUGAAGCUGGGGAUGCUUUUGAUGGUUAUGAUUUUGGAGAUGACCCGAGUGAUAAAUCCUUUACCUAUCAUAAUGGCAUGCGGUUCAGCACCUAUGAUAAUGACAACGAUAACUAUGCUGGCAACUGUGCUGAGCAAGAUGGAUCUGGAUGGUGGAUGAAUAGGUGUCAUGCUGGCCACCUCAAUGGCAAAUAUUAUACAGGUGGUGUGUACACAUCAGAAGAUGCUGGUCCAUCUGGAUAUGACAACGGCAUUAUCUGGGCAACCUGGCGUGACCGGUGGUACUCCAUGAAGAAAUCUGCAAUGAAAAUCAUCCCAUUCAACAGACUGUCAGUAGAUGGACAGCAGCACAAUCUGGGCACCAAACAGGUUGGAGACGUGUAAAGGACAAUUUCACAAAGGCCAGUCUGAACAGGGAAAGCAAAUCUUUUCUCUCUUGGACACCGAACCUACCUAACAAUAUAGAGUUCAGUUUUGACUAUAAAACACCAUUGACUGUAAGAUGCCCAAACCUCUUUCCUGAGAAGUGCUUACCUCUGCAGAUGGUUAUUUUUUUCUGUACACAUUCUCAAUAAAUUUUUGAUUAUUA
Molecule: messenger RNA, 1592 nt
Organism: Empidonax traillii (willow flycatcher)
Lineage: Eukaryota; Metazoa; Chordata; Aves; Passeriformes; Tyrannidae
Gene: FGG
Product: fibrinogen gamma chain
Exons: 10
Coding region: 80-1387 (435 amino acids)
Biological process (GO): blood coagulation; platelet activation; protein polymerization
Cellular component (GO): fibrinogen complex
Molecular function (GO): signaling receptor binding
Source: RefSeq, a predicted model, not a curated record